Molecule: messenger RNA, 17729 nt
Organism: Coregonus sp. 'balchen'
Lineage: Eukaryota; Metazoa; Chordata; Actinopteri; Salmoniformes; Salmonidae
Source: the annotation of a GenBank genome assembly
UUCAGCCCAGCAGCUCAAAGAGCGAGAGCAGAUGGCUGACAUGUCACAGAGCUGUGACAGAUCAGGGGGGGCUGCAGGGUGACACUCAGGAGACCUAUAGACCAACUACACUGUCAGCAGGGACCCCAACACAUAUGGUCCCUGAGUGCUGUUAAUGAGAGUCACAGUAGAGCAGAGGAUGAUUGGGAUAGGUAGAGGUGUUGUCACAUUCUCCAUAUGCUUAGCAUGCAUGAUCCUCACUGACCUUAGAGGGCUCAGGUAGUGGUGUUAUUAUAUGGUUCACAUGAUCCUCACUCACUCUAGACUAGAGGGCUUAUCAGGGGUGUAAAGGACAAGAUCUGGAGGGCAUAGAUUGUUAUGUAGAAUACAAGAGCUGCCUCCUGCAGUUCAGUUUGUCUUUUAAACAAAACCAUAAUUCACUCAAACACACAAACACACAAAAAGUGAUUAGUGAGUUACUGUUGAUAUAAUGUGCCAGGCUCCCUGUCAGUCAGAACUCUGUGGCUCUGCUGCCGAGCUGUGAGAGUGACAGUGUAGACGUGUGCUAUUACACACUGUCAAGAGAGGGAGGGACAAAGCACGAGGAGGGUGUUGGUGAUGUCAGAGUGUUGUUGUAGUUCUGUUUUCGCUGGCCGCACACUCCCCUCUUUCCUCCCUCCCUCCCUCCCUCCCUCCCUCCCUCCCUCCCUCCCUCCCUCCCUCCCCUCCCCUCCCCUCCCCUCCUCAAUCCCCCUCCCCUCCCCUCCCCUCCCCCUCCCCUCCUCCAUCCCUCCUCCCUCCCUCCCCUCCCCUCCCCUCCCCUCCCCCUCCCCUCCUCCAUCCCUCCUCCCCCUCCCCCUCCCCUCCUCCAUCCCUCCUCAAUCCCCCUCCCCUCCCCUCCCCUCCCCUCCCCCUCCCCUCCUCCAUCCCUCCUCCCCCCUCCCCCUCCCCUCCUCCCCCUCCCUCUGCAGUAUACGUGCACACAUUCAGAGCAGCAGGUGGCGAUGACAUCAUCUGCACUGCAGCACACUGCAGCACUGGGUCUGAACAAAGACAUGUCAGCUAGCCUGGUGCUGCCGCUAAGUCCUCUCCUCCUGCCUCUGCCACCGUUUCUCUUUCCCCCUCUCUCCCUCUCUCGUCCUCCCUCUCUCAGAGAGCAUAACCCUGGUGCCUAGACAUGCUACAGGUCUGUGACCUACCUAACCCCCUCUCACCCAUUCCUUCCCUCUCCUACCACUAGGGUAUAGGCUGGCUGACGCACCUCUGCAGCCCUCAUCAUCACCUUGCCCUUAGCCACCUAUGGAGAGGUGAUGAAAGGUAUCACUGUUGGGGUUUGUAAUUUAACAGUGUCUGCGAUGGCUGGUGACAGGAUGAGCGCUGUGAAGAGACACAAGGAUGGUGUGUGGGAUAAACGUCCGUUUGCUAUUUUCUAACUACCACACAUCAUCAGGAAUAGCAGUAAUUUACUGGCCAUUGAUUGUAUGUUUUUUCUUGUAACAGUAACAAUUACUUGACCUGUUUUUAGAUUGACUUAUAGGGAACCCAAGCAUGACAUUCAUUCUCCGAUGAGUGGAGUGCUUCUGCCUUCGACUGACUGCCAAGAUACGGCAGUAGUGUAAAUGUCACAGGGUCCAUGCUGUGGUGGCUCCCCGCUUAGGAAGUUAAUUACUGCAGUGUCCCCUCUGGAAAAAGAAAAUAUCUACGAACAUUAUUAUAACAUAGUGAUGGAGAAUUACAUAUAUAUCAUAUUUUUUUCCAUUGUGUGCUUUUCUGCCCUGUUAUUUUCUUGCCCUCCCAUUCAUCAAUAAGUCAAUGCCGCAGGAAGGAAAAAACCAUACACACACAGGCAUGUUCCUGUCGCUUAGUUACCCGGCAGCAGGUUGCCACAGAAACGGCCUCACAGUGGCUAAAUGAGGAAUGCUAAUGCAGUGUUCCACACUCCUGCUGCAGUGGGCUCACUGUCUGGGCAUCACACCCCACUGUCUGUGCACAGCAGUCUGUGUGGGUGUAUGCGAGUGUGUGUGUGUGUGCGUGUUUGAGCAUAGAGUUCUCUCCUCUAGUGCGGCAGGUAGCCUAGUGGUUAAGAGCGUUUGGCCAGUAACUGAAAGGUUGCUGGUUCGAAUCUCUAGCUGACUAGUUGAAAAAUCUGCCGAAGUGCCCUUGAGCAAGGCACUUAACCCCAAUAGCUCCUCUAAGUUGCUCUGGGUAAGAGCAUCUACUAAAGUGUGAAAAAUAAUGUGGUGUAAUAGAUUAACUACAAGUCAGAUUGAAGCUCUUGAGAGUGUUUAAAGGGACCUCUAACACAGAGUGCAGUCUUGCUUCUUACUCUACCCAUUUGACAACUUUUUUUUUCUCCAAUUAGUCCUCAUCAUUUGGUUAUACUUUUGUGGCUUCAAGCAUAAAAUACAUUGUAUGCAUGCAGUUUUCUGUAUGAGUGCAAUUCAUUCUUAUGACAUUCAGCACUUGUAAAUUACUCAGCAUUGAUUAUGUUUUGGACAGUAAUUCCAGAAGCAUUUUGUCCAGUCAACAUUUUGUGGAUCUGUUGGUUAACACUGCGGAUGGUUGGAAACCUGUUUGCCAGCAGCAUUUAGAAACUGGGCAGCCUAAUAGUCUCUGUCUUGAUCUAUGAAAAGCCUGCUUUCUCAAGGACUAUGGACAGGCGCUUGUUGAUUGAUUUUGUACAGUGGCUCUCAGCCAUCCUACCAUAUAGGCCAAUGGAAUGUUGUGGGGCAGAACACACAGGAAUGAGAAACCUUGGUCAUAAUAUACUAGAGUUAGUUCGGAGUGAGGGUUCAUCUGCAGACUCCCCUCAGAGUGUGUCUAAGGCCCUGUGUCUGUGUGUGUGUGUGUGUGUGUGUGUGUGUGUGUGGUUAGACAUGUUGUGUGGUUAGACAUGUUGUGUGGCUGGACAUGUUGUGUGGUUAGACAUGUUGUGUGGCUGGACAUGUUGUGUGGUUAGACAUGUUGUGUGGUUAGACAUGUUGUGUGGUUAGGCAUGUUGUGUGGCUGGACAUGUUGUGUGGUUAGACGUUGUGUGGCUGGACAUGUUGUGUGGUUAGACAUGUUGUGUGGUUAGACGUGUUGUGUGGUUAGAAAUGUUGUGUGGCUGGACAUGUUGUGUGGUUAGACAUGUUGUGUGGCUGGACAUGUUGUGUGGUUAGACAUGUAAUGUGGUUAGACAGUACACAAUCUCAUACUGUAUGCCAUGUGGUUACUUAUAGACUUUCUGUACCAUAUGACACUAGUACUACUAACCAGGGAUCACUGAUAUGUGUUGACCAAAUGGUGCUGACGUGUGUGUAUGUGUCUGUGUUACAAAGUUCUUCCAAUUUAUACAGAUGCCUUUAUAGGUACCAUAUGGCAGUGCAGUACUAACUGGGUGUCACUGAUGACCAUAUAUUAUACUGUAAGUCCAUGGAUGCUGACGUGUGUGUUAUGUGUCUAUGUUGCAGAUAACCAGUUCAGAAUGUCCAUCCUGGAGCGCCUGGAGCAGAUGGAGAGACGGAUGGCAGAGAUGGCCUCCCAUCACCAGCAGAGCAGUGGAGGAGGUGCAGGGGCAGGAGGAGGAGCAGGCGGAGCAGGUGGUGGAGGAGGAGGAGGUGGUGGUGGUAACAACAGCCAGACACAGGUAAAGUACAUCAUACAAUAGGAAAUGUGCUAUUUAAUUGUAUGUACUGGAUUUGGUAGAUAUUUGGCUUAUAGAGGACAACAUGGAAAGAACAUACUGUAUGUUUCCGUUUUUUUAGGUAAAGUGUUGUAAAGUGUUGGUGUUGUAGUUUAAAGUAACCCUUGUUGUGUUUGUAUUUGUUGUCAGUGUGUGUCAGCGCAGGGUCAGGCGGGCAGCAGCUUUGAGAGCCGUGUGGUGGUGGUGUGUGAGAAGAUGAUGAACCGGGCCUGCUGGGCCAAGUCCAAACAGCUGAUCCACUCCAAGACCUUCAGGGGCAUGACCCUGCUUCACCUGGCUGCUGGGCAGGGAUACGCCACCCUCAUCCAGACACUCAUCAAGUGGCGGUGAGUGAGAACCUCAGAGGCCUCUUAUUGACUGGUUAUAAAAGUAAUGUUAAUAUACAGUACAGAGAGACCCUAGGACCUAGGAAUGUCUAUUAUGGAACUAGUUUAAGACCAUAAAAUACUAUAUUAAAAAGUUGUCAAUAAAGCAUGGAUCUAUCUAUUUUAGCCAGAGUUUAGUCUGGGAGUCUCAGUGUUCUUCUCUACCCCCACCAGCACCAAGCAUGCAGACAGUAUUGACCUGGAGCUGGAGGUGGACCCACUCAAUGUGGACCACUUCUCCUGCACCCCUCUGGUAAGUUAUAGAGAGCUUUAUCUCAUGAAACCACUGCAGGGGUCUUCCAUAAAGUCUUUCAUAAAGACUUCACUUGUAAGAUUAUAUUUUCCAAGAAAGUAAAGUUACUACAGGCAUGCUAGAGCCAUCCCUCUGUGUCCUCUGACCUGCGACCUCUGACCUGUGUCCCUGCUGUGUUCUCUGUAGAUGUGGGCGUGUGCCCUGGGUCACCUGGAAGCGGCAGUGGUCCUGUAUAAGUGGGACCGGCGGGCCCUGGCCAUCCCUGACUCUCUGGGACGUCUGCCCCUGUCCAUCGCCCGCUCCCGUGGCCACACCAAGCUGGCCGAGUGUUUGGAGCAGCUGCAGAGAGAGGAACAGCAGCCUCCUGCACCCCUGCCCCCCACCACACGCAUGUCCUUCUCCCCCACCCCCCACGACGCACCCACCUCAGACAGCUGGAUGGUCACAUGGGCCAGCGACAGCGUUAUGGCGCCCGGCGGAAAGAAAGGCGGCGCCGCCACCAUGACCACCUCCACCACCACCAACCUCAACCCAGGUCAGUGCAGACUGAAGGAGAGGGAAUAACAGAGGCACCACACUGGUAUCAGUGGGGAAAAUGGGCAAUGGAAAAUACCUUUAGACAACAAAGUUUUGUUAAUAUAGUUUGUUUAAAUGUCUCUAAAAUAGUAUCUUGUAACCCUUCUGCAGACUUGAGAAGGCCGCGAUCCGAGCCCUCCAACUACUACAGCAGUGAGUGCCAGCGAGACCUGCCCUUGGCCAAGAAACACAAGCCCAAUCCAGAGCUGUUCCAGGUCAGGCCCGACAAGGCCAGGUCUGUCCCACUGAGCCUGGAGCAACAGCAGCUCCACAAGCUGUCCUUCAGCCCCAAGACCCUGUCCCCUGAGGGCCUCAGCCCAGACAAGAGCCUCUCCAGUGGGGGAAGCGCUGGAGGAGCCGGGGGAGCCAAGUGGAGCUCUAGGGAGGGUUUCUCCAGCAGGGACUCAGGCAGGAAGGGUUCAGGGGGCUCUGGGGGCAGCAGCCUGGGGAAGGAGAAGCUGGCUAGCAGGCUAAGACAGAGGGAACAGCUGGGGAACAUGCUGGUGAUGGCUGAGAGAGAGAUGGUGGACACUGAGCUGUUCUCCUACAGAGAAGACCUGGAGAACCAGGACUGUAUGACGCAGAUGGACGACCUACAGGUCAGUGAACUCACCCUACUCUCUACUGUCUCUUUAUUCAAGUCUACUAUUUAUCAUACGUUUACUAGAGAUAGUUACUGUACUUUUUACCAUGUCUUUAGUCAAGACAGUUACUCUACUGUUUACCACUCACUCCACUGCCAACCCUGUCCAUCGGCCUGCUCAUUGCACUUACAUUCACACUAGUUUACCAGACAACUAUAUCUGUAGGAUGUCAUAAUAUCAACAUCAAGUCUAUCGAUCUGGACUGCCAGUUAAUAAACAUGACAAGAAGAUUGAGAUUGACCGCCUGCAGCUCUGUUGGGCCAUGCCACUGGAUGCCCUGACAUGUGAAAUCAACAUACACACACAAACACAGACACACACGCAGACCCUAGACCUCCCUGGCAGUGUGUGGACCUCCCACAGCCAAGGGAGCCUUCUGCCAUCCAUCACAGUCACACUGCUACUGAGGCUGAGGCUGAGGGUGAGGCUGAAAUGAGGCUGAGACUGGGAGAUGAGGCUGGGAGAUGAGGCUGGGAGAUGAGACUGGGAGAUGAGGCUGGGAGAUGAAGCUGGGAGAUGAGGCUGGGAGAUGAGACUGGGAGAUGAGGCUGGGAGAUGAGGCUGGGAGAUGAGUCUGGGAGAUGAGUCUGGGAGAUGACUGGGAAAUGAGUCUGGGAGAUGAGUCUGGGAGAUGAGACUGGGAGAUGAGGCUGGGAGAUGAGGCUGGGAGAUGAGGCUGGGAGAUGAGUCUGGGAGAUGAGUCUGGGAGAUGAGGCUGGGAUAUGAGACUGGGAUAGGAGGCUGGGAGAUGAGGCUGGGAGGUGAGACUGGGAGAUAAGGCUGGGAGAUGAGCCUGGGAGAUGAGGCUGGGAGAUGAGGCUGGGAGAUGAGUCUGGGAGAUGAGACUGGGAUAUGAGGCUGGGAUAUGAGGCUGGGAUAUGAGCCUGGGAGAUGAGACUGGGAGAUGAGUCUGGGAGAUGAGUCUGGGAGAUGAGGCUGGGAGAUGAGACUGGGAGAUGAGGCUGGGAGAUGAGUCUGGGAGAUGAAGCUGGGAGAUGAGACUGGGAGAUGAGGCUGGGAGAUGAGGCUGGGAGAUUAGGCUGGGAGAUGAGGCUGGGAGAUGAGGCUGGGAGAUGAGUCUGGGAGAUGAGACUGGGAGAUGAGGCUGGGAGAUGAGGCUGGGAGAUGAGGCUGGGAGAUGAGACUGGGAGAUGAGUCUGGGAGAUGAGUCUGGGAGAUGAGGCUGCGAGAUGAGGCUGGGAGAUGAGACUGGGAUAUGAGUCUGGGAGAUGAGACUGGGAGAUGAGACUGGGAGAUGAGACUGGGAGAUGAGGCUGGGAGAUGAGGCUGGGAGAUGAGGGGUAGGAGAUGAGGCUGGGAGAUGAGGGGUAGGAGAUGAGGGGUAUGAGAUGAGGGGUAGGAGAUGAGGCUGGGAGAUGAGGGGUAGGAGAUGAGGCUGGGAGAUGAGGGGUAGGAGAUGAGACUGGGAGAUGAGGGGUAGGAGAUGAGACUGGGAGAUGAGGGGUAGGAGAUGAGGCUGGGAGAUGAGGGGUAGGAGAUGAGACUGGGAGAUGAGGGGUAGGAGAUGAGACUGGGAGAUGAGGGGGUAGGAGAUGAGGCUGGGAGAUGAGGGGUAGGAGAUGAGGCUGGGAGAUGAGGGGUAGGAGAUGAGACUGGGAGAUGAGGGGUAGGAGAUGAGACUGGGAGAUGAGGGGUAGGAGAUGAGGCUGGGAGAUGAGGGGUAGGAGAUGAGGGGUAGGAGAUGAGACUGGGAGAUGAGGGGUAGGAGAUGUGGCUGGGAGAUGAGGGGUAGGAUAUGAGACUGGGAGAUGAGGGGUAGGAGAUGAGGGGUAGGAGAUGAGGGGUAGGAGAUGAGACUGGGAGAUGAGGGGUAGGAGAUGAGGCUGGGAGAUGAGGGGUAGGAGAUGAGACUGGGAGAUGAGGGGUAGGAGGUGAGACUGGGAGAUGAGGGGUAGGAGAUGAGGCUGGGAGAUGAGGGGUAGGAGAUGAGACUGGGAGAUGAGGGGUAGGAGAUGAGACUGGGAGAUGAGGGGUAGGAGAUGAGGGGUAGGAGAUGAGACUGGGAGAUGAGGGGUAGGAGAUGAGGGGUAGGAGAUGAGGGGUAGGAGAUGAGACUGGGAGAUGAGGGGUAGGAGAUGAGGGGUAGGAGAUGAGGGGUAGGAGAUGAGGGGUAGGAGAUGAGACUGGGAGAUGAGGGGUAGGAGAUGAGGGGUAGGAGAUGAGGGGUAGGACAGCACAGCAAUAACAAUUAUUGUGAUCGUUAUCAUUAUCAUCACCAACGUCAUUGUCUUGACAUGACUCAUGUUUAAUGUUCAUUGUUUCCUAUAAAUAAUUAUAAACUUGCACACUCAAUACUCAUAAUGUGGAAACAUCUUAGACAAUGAAAAUAAGAAUGCAACAAAAUGUUGUACAGUAACCUAAAAGCAGAGUUUACAAGAAAAUAGGCAAUGAUAUGACAAUGUGCUAAGUGUGUGAUCUACAGUAUACUCAAUCCUGGGUGAUUCUCCCCCUGCAGGAGAACAUGAUGACUCUGGCAGAGCACAUCAUUGAGGCGACCCCAGAGAGGAUCAAGAGGGAGAACUUUGUGGCCCUGGACGGGGUGCCCCUGGACAGUACUGGGGUCAGCAACACCAUGAGCUGGUUGGCCAGUUACCUCGGAGACGUGGAGCAGCUUCCCAGCAUCAUACACCUACGGUGAGCAACACAGCAGAGCCGCACUCUGGACUGAAUGUGAUCUAGGUCUGGUUUCCUGUACGCGGAUUAAGCCUAUACCUGGUCUAAAAAGCAUGCACAAUGGAGAAUUUGUAGGCUUAAUUCUGAUCUGGGAAUCUGACCCUAAAUGUUUUGCAGAAGAUUUCCUGUGCUUGACAUAGCAGUAGUGUAUUGGAACUACACUGAACAAAAUAUAAACGCAACAUGUAGAGUGUUGGUCCGAUGUUUCAUGAGCUGAAACAGAAAAUCCCCCCCAAAAAUCAUAUGCACAAAAAGCUUAUUUAGCUCAGAUUUUGUGCACGCAUUUGUUUACAUCCCUGUUAGUGAGCAUGUCUCCUUUGCCAAGAUAAUCCAUCCAACUGGCAGGUGUGGCAUAUUAAGAAGCUGAUUAAACAGCAUGAUCAUUACACAGGUGCACCUUGUGCUGGGGACAAUAAAAGGCCACUUUAAAAUGUGCAGUUUUGUCACACAACACAAUGCCACAGAUGUCUCAAGUUUUGAGGGAGCGUGCAAUUGGCAUGCUGACUGCAGGAAUGUCCACCAGCGCUGUUGCCAGAGAAUUGAAUAUUAAUUUAUCUACCAUAAGCCGCCUCCAACGCCGUUUUAGACAACCACGUCUAAGCCCACGACCUCCACAUCUGGCUUCUUCACCUGCGGGAUUGUCUGGGGGGGACUUAUUCUGUUUGGCUGGGCCUGGCUCCCCAGUGGGUGGGCCUGGCUGCCCAGUGGGUGGGCCUAUGCCGUCCAAGUCCCACCCAUGGCUGCACCCCUGCUCAGUCAUGUGAAAUCCAUAGAUUAGGGCCUAAUUCAUCUUUUAAAUUGUUGCAUGUUGCGUUAAUAUUUUUGUUCAGUAUAUAUCUUCUAAUAACAACGCUUAGCUGACUACAUUUUAAACUGUCACCUCCAUCAACCGCCCCUCCCUCUCCCUCUCCCCUUACAGAUCUCUGUACAGUGAGCCUCUGACUUUGUCCUCCAAUCCCAGCCUCAGCCCAGGGGGGUCUCCCCUGAGGGAGGGGCCCAUGGAGAGGCCUACCCUGCCCUCCCCGGCCGACUGGAGCGAGUUCAUCCAGGCCUCUAACAGCAAGGUGGAGAGAGACCUGGCCCAGCUCACCCUGUCCGACCCCGAGCAGAGGGAGCUGUACGAGGCCGCCCGUCUGGUCCAAACUGCCUUCCGCAAGUACAAGGUACAGGUCCGGGGCUGAGGUACCACACACAGUAACAUACCUGCUGUACAAAAAAAAUGUACAGCAUUGUUAUUAGGACUACCACUGGCACUCUAUGUUGAUGUGGUGUUGACUUUAAUGUUAUCAGGUGAAAUGUGAAGUUAUUAAUGGGUCCCUUCAAUCUAGAAAGGUUGCUAUAUAACAAAACUAUGUCUUGGUUUGUGUCGGAGUGUGCUGAGUGCACAAGACACUAUCUAUGCUCACCCAGUAAUCGUCAAUGGAUUAUGUUAAUUAACACUCAUUUGUUAUCCCAUCUUUCUUUCUCUGUAUCUGUCUCACUAAGACACACUCAAACUCUGUGGUCCCUGUGGUUUCAGCAUGGGCAAAGUUUGCUUUGAGCAGAGCAUGGCCUUGCUUUAAGGAACGACUGCACUGCUCCCUCUUCCCUGCUCCCUAUAAGCUCCCCCCCCCCCCCCCCCCUCUCUCUCUCUCUCUCUCUCUCUCUCUCUCACUCUUUAAAUAAUGUGUGUGGUGCCCGCUGCUGCCUGUUCUUAACCAGCUCCACACACCCCGCCCAGCCUCCCCUCCCCUCGCCCCCGCCCGCCCCACUUCCUCACCUUGCUACCUACCCCCCAUAGCUAGCUAUAAUGAAUUUCCACGUCUCAAACUGUUCGCUGUCGUUCACAGUCAUCUGUUCUCCCCCUCUGACAGCUGAGACUGGGGAGGAGAGCAACACUGGGCUGGCACCACCACCUACCUCUCUCUUCUCCCAUCCCAGGAUGGAGCCUCUCCCCCAGCGUCCUCAACCCCAGGUCCUCCGUCUGUCCUCCAGACAACCAGGGCCCUGGGCCCAGGAAGAGACCUCAGGGAGCAGUGGCUCUCUAUAAUAGACUACUACACCACUUCCUAUACUCUGACCUCUGACUUCUCCUACUCUACUCUCUCACAGGGACGCCCAUUCAGAGAGCAACAGGAAGUAGCUUCGGCAGUCAUUCAGCGUUGUUACAAGAAAUACAAACAGGUAAGCUGGGCACAGUUAGCCCCUUACAACACACAUGCAUGUUUGUACAUAUUACAUUACCUUACAGAUAAUGGUUAGCGUUUCACUUUAUUCAGUUUAGUCCGUUUUUCUAGGCUCAGGCUGAUCCUUGUUCAUGCCUGUUCAUGAUUCACAAUCUCACAUUUUCUUUGUUUACAAGCUAACAUGGAUAGCCUUGAAGGUAACAUCUUUUCACUGUCUUUUCUUUUUAUUAAUUCCUUAUUUUUAGGGGUUAAAAUGUCACUCCUUAACAAGAGUCACUAGAGACUCAAAGCCACAAGACGGUAGAACACAUUUCAAACUUUGCUUGUUUUUUUUUCACUGUCUAAGAUUACUUACAAUACAACCUAGCUUCACUUGAUUAUCACACUUGACUUGGUUAUAUUGAUACUCAUAACCUACAUCAGCUCCUUUCCUAAGUCCAGUAAUAUUCACACUAUAUUUGGCCAACCUAAACCUUACAAUGUUGGCUAGUCUAUUUUCCUUUCCAGCACAGUUCCAGCAACUAUAGUGAAUGCCUAACCAGGUCAGCCUGGCUUCGUUUGGCCAUACAGUGGCUUGCAAAAGUAUUCACCCCCCUUGGCAUUUUUCCUAUUUUGUUGCCUUACAACCUGGAAUUAAAAUGAUUUUUGGGGGGGUUGUAUCAUUUCAUUUACACAACAUGCUUACCACUUUGAAGAUGCAAAAUAUUUUUUCUUCUGAAACAAACAACAAAAACUUGAGCUUGCAUAACUAUUCCCCCCCCCCCCAAAGUCAAUACUUUGUAGACCCACCUUUUGCAGCAAUUACAGCUGCAAGUCUCUUGGGGUAUGUCUCUAUAAGCUUGGCACAUCUAGCCACUGGGAUUUUUGCCCAUUCUUCAAGGCAAAACUGCUCCAGCUCCUUCAAGUUGGAUGGGUUCCGCUGGUGUAUAGUAAUCUUUAAGUCAUAUCACAGAUUCUCAGUUGGAUUGAGGUCUGGGCUUUAACUAGGCCAUUCCAAGACAUUUAAAUGUUUCCCCUUAAAUAAUAUAAUAUAAUAAUAUGCCAUUUAGCAGACACUUUUAUCCAAAGCGACUUACAGUCAUGCAUGCAUACAUUUUUACGUAUGGGUGGUCCCAGGGAUCAAACCCACUACCCUGGCGUUACAAGCGCCAUGCUCUACCAAUUGAGCAACAGAGGACCACUCGAGUGUUGUUUAGCAGUAUGCUUAGGGUCAUUGUUCUGCUAGAAGGUGAACCUCCAUCCCAGUCUCAAAUCUCUGGAAGACUGAAACAGGUUUCCCUCAAGAAUUUCCCUGUAUUUAGCGCCAUCCAUCAUUCCUUCAAUUCUGACCAGUUUCCCAGUUCCUACCGAUGACAAACAUCCCCACAGCAUGAUGCUGCCACCACCAUGCUUCACUGUGGGGAUGGUGUUCUCAGGGUGAUGAGAGGUGUUGGGUUUGCGCCAGACAUAGCGUUUUCCUUGAUGGCCAAAAAGCUCAAUUUUAGUCUCAUCUGACCAGAGUACCUUCUUCCAUAUGUUUGGGGCGUCUCCCUUUUGGCGAACACCAAAUGUGUUUGCUUAUUUUUUUCUUGAAGCAAUGGCUUUUUUCUGGCCACUCUUCUGUAAAGCCCAGCUCUGUGGCGUGUACGGCUUAAAGUGGUCCUAUCGACAGAUACUCCAAUCUCCGCUGUGGAGCUUUGCAGCUCCUUCAGGGUUAUCUUUGGUCUCUUUGUUGCCUCUCUGAUUAAUGCCCUCCUUGCCUGGUCCGAUAGAUUUUAUAAUGGAUUUAAUGGUGCGCCGUGGGAUGUUCAAAGAUUCAGAUAUUUUUUUAUAACCCAACCCUGAUCUGUACUUCUCCACAACUUUGUCCCUGACCUGUUUGGAGAGCGCCUUGGUCUUCAUGGUGCCGGUUGCUUGGUGGUGCCCCUUGCUUAGUGGUGUUGCAGACUCUGGGGCCUUUCAGAACAGGUGACAGAUCAUGUGACACUUAGAUUGCACACAGGUGGACUUUAUUUAACUAAUUAUGUGACUUCUGAAGGUAAUUGGUUGCACCAGAUCUUAUUUAGGGGCUUCAUAGCAAAGGGGGUGAAUACAUAUGCACGCACCUCUUUUCCGUUAUUAAUUUUUUAGAAUUUCUUUGAAACAAGUUAUUUUUUCAUUUCACUUCACCAAUUUGGACUAUUUUGUGUAUGUCCAUUACAUGAAAUCCAAAUAAAAAUCCACUUAAAUUACAGGUUGUAAUGCAACAAAAUAGGCACUGUAUAGUGUGAAUCAGACAAUAGAUGUGUGCAUUUGAGGCCAUCGUUUGGGUCUUCCCAACCCCUUGUUCCUCUCUGGUCCUUUCUGUGGCAGUAUGCACUUUAUAAGAAGAUGACGCAGGCCGCCAUUCUUAUCCAGAGUAAGUUCCGCAGCUACCAUGAGCAGAAGAGGUUCCAGCAGAGCAGGCGGGCGGCCGUGCUGAUCCAGCAAUACUACCGCAGCUACAAGGAGUUUGGCAGGCUCAGGCCCCACCGCCGAGGAGCCGCCACCGCCCUGGUGCAACACAAACUCAGGUAUGUAUACACACUGACACACUCUGAUGCAACACCCAACACACACACACUGACACAUACUGUACACAGCAACACAAACCCAGGUAGGUAAACACACACAUCAACACACACUCACACACACACUCACACACAAAGUAGCUACCACUCACACUGACACACAGCAGCACAAUUAGCUAAAUGCACUGACACACACACACACACAGCAACACACACUCAGGUAAACACACAGUAACACACACUGACACAUACAGGAGGCUGAGCCUCAUUACAGGAUGGUUAUGCCCUUCUCCACUUAACCUUGCAGACUUAACUUGGGGAAAUCCAUUUGUAAUGGAUGAAAAUCUGCAGUCCCAUUUGCAGUCCCAAUGGUCAUAGUGUCCUCCUGUGCUCAUGCAUAACUGAUUUAGAUUUUAAACAUACAAGUACUGUACACGUGUAUAAAUUGAUGAAGACACUAAGGCUGUGUUUACACAGGCAGCCCAAUUAUUAUAUUUCUGUCCACUAAUUGGUCUUUUGACCAAUCUCAUCAGGUCUUUUCUUUCACAUCAGAUAUUUUUCAAGCUGCUCUGAUUAGUCAAAAGACCAAUUAGUGGAGAAAAAAAAUCUGAAUUGGACUGCCUGUGUAAACGCAGCCUAAGGCUCUUGAGGACUGGAGAGGACACUACCCAUGCUAGACAGAAUCUCCAAAAUAAAUGAAUGGUUUAAUUUUAGAACUAAGCUAGCUCCACACAACCACAGUGUAUUUUGUUUACUGGGGACCCUCUAAAAAGCCAGUGUUCCCUGUUGUCUUGUGUCUUAUAGAAGUAGUCUGCUCACUAAGAGGCAGGAUCAGGCUGCCAGGAAGAUCAUGAGGUUUCUACGCCGCUGCCGCCACAGGUAAGCCCCGCCCACAACACUAACUUGUGGGUUUUCAAAUAUGUUUGUUAUAUUCACACACAAACACACAACCAUUCAGGGUAGGGAUUUGCUAGAUAUACUGUAUGAAUGUUUUACUACACAUUAGAUGGCAAGAAUGAGUAUGAACAGACAAGUUCUCUGUUUUCAUUUCUCUAUUUUAUUUAUUUUUGGGAUGAUAAAACGGGUUGGGGGGUUUUAUAUACAACACUUCAGAGACUCCUCUCCUCUCCUCUCCUCUCCUCUCCUCUCCUCUCCUCUCCUCUCCUCUCCUCUCCUCUCCUCUCCUCUCCUCUCCUCUCCUCUCCUCUCCUCUCCUCUCCUCUCCUCUCCUCUCCUCUCCUCUCUCCUCUCCUCGCCCACCCCCUCUCCUCUCCUCACCCCCCUACUCUCCUCUCCUAACCCCCCUUCUCUCCUCUCCUCACCCCUCUACUCUCCUUUCCUCGCCCCCCCUACCUCUCCUCUCCUCGCCCCUCUACUCUCCUCUCCUCGCCCCCCUACUCUCCUCUCCUCGCCCCUCUACUCUCCUCGCCCCUCUACUCUCCUCUACUCGCCCCCCUACUCUCCUCUCCUCGCCCCUCUACUCUCCUCGCCCCCCUACUCUCCUCUCCUCGCCCCUCUAACCCUCCUCUCCUCCUCCCUCGCCCCCCUUCUCUCCUCUCCUCUCCUCGCCCCCCCUUCUCUCCUCUCCUCGCCCCUCUACUCUCCUCGCCCCUCUACUCUCCUCCUCGCCCCUCUACUCUCCUCUCCUCGCCCCUCUACUCUCCUCUUCUCGCCCCCCUUCUCUCCUCCCCUCGCCCCUCUAAACGCUCCUCGCCCCUCUACUCUCCUCGCCCCUCUACUCUCCUCUCCUCGCCCCUCUACUCUCCUCUCCUCGCCCCCCUACUCUCCUUUCCUCGCCCCCCUACUCUCCUCUCCUCGCCCCUCUACUCUCCUCUCCUUGCCCCUCUACUCUCCUCUCCUUGCCCCCCUACUCUCCUCUCCUUGCCCCCCUACUCUCCUCUCCUUGCCCCCCUACUCUCCUCUCCUUGCCCCCCUAAUCUCCUCGCCCCCCUACUCUCUUCCCCUCGCACCCCUACUCUCCCCCCCCCUUCCUUUCCUCACAGUUCCUACUUGUGCUAAUAGCUGUCUGGUAUUGUUUUGCUGUUUAUGCGAAGCCCCUUGAUGGACCAUAGACUGUUCAAGCGGGUGAGUGCAGCCUCAGCAACUCAGUUCGUGCUUCUCUCUCCUCCCUGUCUACACUGUAUGUCUCUGCCUCUCUCAAUCUCUCUCUCUCUCUAACAAUAGUUUUAUCUGCUGAGUCCUUGCCUUCAUCCACUCUCUCUCCCUCUCUUUUUCUCUGUCUUUCACUUUUUCUCCAUCCAUCUCUCCCUUCCUCUCUCUCUCGCUGUCCUCCUCCCUCUAUCUUGUCCAUCACUGUUGCUUGAUGCCUGCUUGCAUGAAGGCUGCCUACUGGAGCCACAGGUGGACUGACUGAGAAGCUCAGACUCAGAGCAAAUUUAACUUUACUCUUAUUAAACUAACUAACCACUGCUUUUGAAUGACUAUGUCACCGUAACACUUAACAGGCACCUCUUUCUCCCCUCUGGAAAUUACUUUUAUGUUCAUUAUUACAUGUUUUGUUUUGUGUGGUUAUGAAGAUGCCUAUUCACAGAACGGAAGGUUGUUUUUUUCGAUCAUGUUUACUGUGUUGCAUGACCGGUGACAAUUCUAUGGGCCUUGCUCUUUAAAAUGUACCCCCAGGCAUGCAAUGGAACGGAUGUUCUCUCUCAAACAGCUGCGCCCCACAUGACACAGAAGAGGGGGGUAUGACCCCCCUUGGGUUUUGUUUACUCAAAAUGUCAAAGCUCCUCUAGGCAUUGCAUUGGGAGCUCUCACUAGUUCAGGGCUGCUAGUUCACUGAAAAUAUUCAAGAAACUGUGUGUCUGUCUGACUACUACUCCAGAAAGACUUUGGGCAUAUUGACAAAAAUACCCAUAUGACAGUUAUCAUCAGCCACGUCAUCUGUAUGAAUCACAGACACUGUAGAUCAUCUUCUGAGAAAAUGGGGCCUUUUGAAUUUAUCAUUUUACAUUUAAGUCAUUUAGCAGACGCUCAUAUCCAUGUCGUUUUUGCCUUAAGUAACCAUCUGUUUUAUGUAACCAUACCAAAUGUAACAUAUAAUACUAAAUGGAGUCUCUCAUCUUUACGUACAGAAUAAUACGAAAUGCUCUGAGACCAGGUUGGGGUAUGUUAUACUGUAGAAUAUGGGUCACUGUGCUUCGAGAGCAGGUGAGGUAGCUAUAGUACUAUAAAGAUGUGAUAGCAUGCAUGUUUGUAAUGAUCUGGGUUACAGUGUUGUGAUAGCACAUACAGGUUAUUGUCAGACUAGCAGUACAGCUCCAGAGUGGCACAGCGGUCUAAGGCACUGCAUCUCAGUGCUAGAGGCGCCACUACAGACCCUGGUUAGAUUCCAGGCUGUAUCACAAUCCGGCCAUGAUUGGGAGUCCCAUAGGGCGGCGCACAAUUGGCCCAGCGUUGUCUGGGUUUGGCCGGGGUAGGCCGUCAUUGUAAAUAAGAAUUUGUUCUUAACUGACUUGCCUAGUUAAAUAAAGGUAAAAUAAAAAAACAACAGGGAGUUAGAACAGCAGGAGUUGUACCGGUAAUGGAUUCACACCUCAGGGGAACAACAUCUCAGACUGAGAGGAAGAGGAUGUAGCACAGUGAAAACACUAAACCUAUAUAUACAGCACCGUGGGGGCUCACCACUAAGCUCAGUGAUACCAGGUAAAGGACGUUGGGGUUAAAUACAGUACAUGUAUAACCUCAUGUAAAAUGGACUGCAUUGUCCCCAAAUUGUCCACUCGUCCUGUUUACCUAUGAGGAAAGGAGCUCUCUCAACAGCAGUGUAGAGACCAAAGGCAGGCAGAGAAUAUACACCAGUCCCAGUGUUGUGGUCAGUAGUACAAUUACCACAGGGCAAUGUCUAUUGAUUAUGAUAUGGAACAGUAAUUGGCUAGUGACUUACAGUCAGAUCUACUGAGUGUAUUGUAUAUCCUGGGGUAUAGUGUAGUGUUUGGACAUGGUUCACAAGUGGAAUGCCAAGGUAAUGUCAGUUUCCAAUACAAGUUUGGUUAGGCUAUUGUAGUCUAAAUAUAUCCAUUACAUUUUCACAAAUUCAAUGCCUUCAAUUUUCAGUUGUGUUUGUAGUUCAUCAUUAAUUGACACACAAUUCUUGAGUAAUAAAGUCAUUUAUUUGGUGUAUAGCAAUAUUCCAAAUACAAACCAAUUAGUAAACCUCUGCCUGCCUUGAGGGUCUCUUUCAGCCCAACAAAUAUUUGGUGGACUUGCCAAGGGACUCCUGUUUCCUCGCUUGAGAUUGGUUUUGGAGAGAGUUGAAUUAUCAAGAGACCUUUUUUCAAUCACAUUAGAUUCUCAAGAGUUUAAAAGUAAAUCAAACUGCUUUAAGAACCAUUCUCAAGUUUCAAAGUUAGUUGACCUAUUAGAAUAUAAAGUAUUGAAGGAAUGGGUUCAGUGAGCGAUAAGACGUAGUGAUUCAACAGAAUCAUUUAGACUAGAUGAGAUCUAGUUAAAAUAAAGUUUGAUACAUGUUGAUAGUUGUCCGAUUUAUCAAUGUUUUCUUUCCAAAUCAGCUCCAGGUCCCGUUGACAAGGACUAUGUCGAUCUUCAUCUCUCUUGUCCUCUCUCGCUCUCUCUCUCGCUCUCGCUCUCUCUCGGGAAUGGUGUCCUCUCUCUCAAGGGAAUGGUGUCCUCUCUCUCUCUCGCUCUCUCUCGGGAAUGGUUUGAGACAUUAGAAUACAGAAUCAUCCAGUGAGAGAUGAUCUGUGUUGGCGGUCAUAGACCCCUGUUUAAAUGACUUCUGUCUCUCUGUCUGUGUUUCAGAGUGAAGGAAUUGAAAAGGGCCAAGGAACAUGAGAACCUUCAGAAGAGCCCCCUCACAAUG